This is a messenger RNA of Morone saxatilis (striped sea-bass), 3886 nucleotides long. It is a transcript of the gene susd6, whose product is annotated as sushi domain containing 6. Lineage: Eukaryota; Metazoa; Chordata; Actinopteri; Moronidae. The record is from RefSeq and is a predicted model, not a curated record. The transcript has 7 exons. The coding region runs from base 305 to 1465 and encodes 386 amino acids.
ACCGCGCGAGAGCGAGGCAGCUGGUAGAGUUCUCACAGCGAGUGUUUCCGCACACCUACCCAGAAUAAAGAGACAGGGAACGACAGGGAACGACAGGGAACAACAGAGCGGCGCUGACGGGAACUAGUCGACGAAAACAUUGUAUUUAUUUCAUGUUAUUUUUUGCCACAGUCUGGUUUGGGUGUAUCCGUUUUUUUACCACCGUUAAUGCCUCGAAUUUGAAGCAGUGAGAGGAGGACUCGCUGCUGUUAACCUUUACAUUGGUUAAGCCGUAGAGGACUCUCGCUGGUUGCCGGAGGAAAAGAUGUGCGAUGGAAUGGUAGCGUUUCAGACGAGAGCCCCGUCCUCCUCCUCCUCCUCCUCCUCCUCUCUAGCCCACAGGCUGGCUGCCUCCGCGCUUCUCCUCCUCUUCACCCUGCUCCCUCAUGGUCACGCAUCAGGUUGUGCACGGCCACCCGGCGUGCAGCACGGAGAACUGCUGAACCAGACCGAAGCUAACCGGGGCUCUUUUCCCCCGGGCACCCUCCUGACUUAUGGCUGUGGGCCUGGCUACACUGCAGAUGGACCCACCAGCAUCAUUUGUACCAGCUCUGGAGCCUGGUCCCAUCAACCUCCAAGCUGCAUCAGAAGCAACGUGUGUUCGCCCCCCACUGAACCAGAGAACGGGGGCUACCGCUGUCACCCGUCUCCCUGCCACCGCCUCACCCAGAAGACCGUCAUCGAGUACUUCUGCGACGAGGGCUACGCUCUGAAGGGCGACUACAAGUUCCUCACCUGCCAGAACGGCGAGUGGGACGGUCCCAUGCAGAUAAGCUGCCGACUCACACAAGACAAGGAGCCAAGCUCUCCGCUGGGUAUACCAGCUCUGUCUAUUGUGGCAUCCACGGCUAGUUCUGUGGCACUCAUCCUGCUUUUAGUGGUGCUGUUUGUUCUCGUACAGCCCAAACUCAAGUCCUUCCAUCACAGCAGGAGGGAGCAGGGAGUGUCAGGCCAGCCCAGCUCCAUCAUGGUGGAGGGUGUCCAGGUGACGCUGCCCUCCUACGAAGAGGCUGUAUAUGGAAGCAGUGGACCCUGUGGUGCUUCUGGUCCUCCUCCUUCACCACCACCUCCGCCAGCUCCUCCAGAGUCUCGAGUCCCGAUCGUACUCUCUGAGGGCCUUCCUCAGGGAGCCACAGGAGGCCAAGGCCCCAGCAGAACCCGCCACCACAGAGACUUAGACUUCUGUCUCCCAUCCACGUCCUCGUCAUCAUCCUUCUCCUCCCGCCGUCAUGCAGAGACGGUGCUGGUUCAUCAGGCCCCCUCUUCCUCUUCUUCAUCAUCAUGGGCUAGAGAGCACCCUGGGGGUGCAUGCGCAGGCCCCCUACCGCUCCGUAGAGACUCUGAGAGUAGCGACCAGCACAGUCUGCUUUCUGUCACCUCUACGGAUGAGUUUUCUGAUGAUAUUCCCCUGUUGAAGGAAGCAUGAAGCCUGCCAGCCUGCUAUCAGCAUCAGCAGCAGAGCCCCUCUUUCCCUAUCUCUCACUGCUGACCAGGACUGACUGUGACUGUCAACCUACUUCCCCCCCGACUCCCCUCAGCAGCCAGCAGAGAAGAGACUAGAACUACGCCCAUUCCCCAUGCAACCUCUUCUGCCAUUACUAUCCAUGCAGAGCAAAGCCAACAACCAAUACUCACUGCAUCAUAAGCAAUGAUGGAGCACCACUGGAGCCAGCUACCGGAUCAAACUAAAGACAAGCCAGACAAACAAAGUGGUGCCAGCUCAACAUAAAUCCUGUAGAUCCUAUGUAUAUGAGUAAAACAUACGUACUGAGUCAAGGCUGUGUACUAUAGGCUAUGUAUUGCUAUACACUUGCCUCCUCCCAGGUGUAGUUCUCUAUAUUAACAUGGCUCACAGAGGCUUCAUCGGAGAAGGCUAUAGCAACACGUCGACUCUGUUUGGGAUUACUUCUGAUUAAAAAAAAAAGAAUAAAUAACUUGUGAUGUUUGCUCCUGACGCUGUGGCGCUCGGAAUCAGAAUCGUCUUCCCACUGUACUUGAAAAGUUGUGAGUGACGGCUGGGUUUUUUGCAGCCCGCUUUGUGAAUGCUGCAUGUUGUUUUUAGUUAUUGCUGUCACAGCACGGUGGCCCACUCUGAAUGAAGCAUGAAGCCUCCUCUGUCUCUCUCUCUCUUACUCUCUCUCUCUCUAGCUAUCUGUGUAUCCGGGUGGCGUCGAGCAUAUGGAUUAGUGGGAUUGAGAACCACUUCACACGAGCUAAAAGCAGGGUGCAGCGUUUUACGAAGCACCGUAUCACAACUAUAAAAAGACCUGCUCCUUUCUUUUUUUUCUGUUGCCAGCUGCACCCAGUAUCUGAAAGGUGCUCCUUCUGUCGCAUCAGUGGGAUUUGAUCGGUGUUUCUGUUCCAGAAAUGUGCUAUACAUCUUAGCUGUAAGAGGAGGGGGGUUGUCUUUCAACAUGGUGACUGGGCACAUGACUGAAUUUUAAGGUUGUUUUAAUUUUUUCCACACUGUAUUUAUUGUUUGGUGUGUGGCUUUGAGUUGCUGAAUCUGAGUGCAUGUGUGUCUGUGUGUGUGUGUGUGUCUGUGUGUGUGUGUGUGAGUGUGUGUGCGUCUUUGUGUGUCAGCUUGGCAGGAGAUGACAUAUCUUCAUGUGGUCGGCCUCCACACAGCCACUAUCACUGAUUUGCCUCUCUUCGGAUCAGAGACCGGCUUCACAAUGUCCCUGUCUUGCACCAUAGGAAAAUAUCCCUCCCAGCACUGAAUAAGUCACAUGAACAAACCAGCGUCACUUCAGGCAACGAGUCCACUACACAAUGCGUGUAUUAUUCAUCUCCUCUCAAGCUAGAAUAUUUAUCAUUUUCUGCUGAAUGGCUGGAAAACACAAGUCUCCUUAGAGGAACUGGCUCUCGACCACCUUCACACUGUACCGAAGACUCUCCACUUUUGUGCAUUAUUGACCCAACUGCAACUGGUUGCAGUGAAAUGAUAAAGUUUUGUUAUAUAGCACCCCACCCCCGCCACACACACACACACACACACACACUCACUCCCCCUCCUAAUGCCAAGUGCAAAUUUAAAAGAGAAUCGUUGUAUUUUGUGAGAAAUCAUCCUCCGUUUUCAUUGCCACUUGAAAAGCUUUUGGUGGUUGAGCUGGUCACCCUGGAAACAGCAUGACUCCGAAGGAUCCUGAGAAUUACUUUUCAAGCUUAACUGCUCUGAAAAAAGAAAAGAAAAACAGAAUAACCCUAUUGGAUUUCUGUUCUCAGUUUUAUUUCGGUAUUUGUGGCUGCCUGUCAUUGUCAACGGCUACAUUAUUAAUGCAAACAGAAUGUUGCCUUAGACUUGUACAUUUUCUUUCUUUUUUUUUUGGAUGUAUAAUCUUAAGCCUCCGCGUUGGUUGCUUUACAGUAUUGCAACGUGUUCUGUUUUCCCAAUGGCCUUACUCUGUUCUUUUCUAUUCUAUGCAUAAAACUGUCUUUGUGUAUUUAUCAAUGAGUUUACUUUUGUUGUGGACACGACUAAACGAAUGUCCAUCCUUCUCUGUCCUCCCCCUGAUGAUGACGACGAUGAUGAUGAACCUAUAAGCACCUAUAUUUCACUAUUCCUUUGCUUCUCUUUUGCUACAAGGCAUUCAAAUAUUAUGGGAUUGAAAAGAAAAAAAACCUGAAAAUGAAUUUUGCGUUCAGAAGCACUGUUGUACGGUGUUGCUUCCCUGAAAAAUAAAAAAGUACACAUCUUGAUUCUUAGUUUCAAUGCUUUCAGCUUUGGUUUCUUCCUCUGUACAUGGCAGUGGGUGUGAAGAUAGUAAUUUAAUAUUUGUAUAAAGUUUAAUUUAAUUUUACAGUGUGUAUAUAACUUUCUAAUUAAAGCUUUCUUUUGAAUGUGGAA